This is a messenger RNA of Fibroporia radiculosa, 1134 nucleotides long. RefSeq lists its product as uncharacterized. The record is from RefSeq and is a predicted model, not a curated record. Lineage: Eukaryota; Fungi; Basidiomycota; Agaricomycetes; Polyporales; Fibroporiaceae. The transcript is spliced from 3 exons. The coding region runs from base 1 to 1134 and encodes 377 amino acids.
AUGCGCAAGAAAGCAACCGAGCGCGGGUCUUGCCUCACAAUCGAGACAGACGGAAAGACUCGAUGCCCCAAGGAGCCCGCCGACGGCGAUCGCUGCCGCACACAUCAAAAACAACAUCGAACGAUGUGCAAGCGUUACAAGGAGGCUGCCAAGAUCGUCGACGAGAUGCAAACCGCGGGUAUCCCAUUGCUCAAGCAGAUCGCAAGCUAUGACGAUCUUGACGUCGCAAAGAAGAAAGCUAAAUUGAUGAGGCAAUUUGUAGAAGCCGUAAGGGUGGAGCGGAUCGGUCGCGAAACCCAUCACAAGCGAUUUUUUCUGAAGAAUAUUAUGGACGCGCUGGAAGAGCGUGUGUUUGAUCUCCAGUAUGCAAAGGAUCCCGCCUACUCUUGGGUCAAAGACUUUCAGGAGCAAAGUUCGGCGGAGAUGGAAUCCUCAGAGAAGCUUGAUUCCCUUCUGCUUGCCGCAAUUCUAGCCAAGUCAGACCUUACCUCGAAAGACGCUAGGGUUACGGUGUCGGCCGAAGAAAGUGAAGAGGACGAUCCAAUCGAACUUGUCAUGCGAGCGUAUGGGGAGAAACGCGAAUACUUGAAGAAGUAUAGAUUUAUUAGAGAGAGCAGAGAAGAUUUUAUAGAGCGAAGUCUUUCGAAAGAAGACCGCAGAGACCAGGACUAUGUUCGUCACGUCAACAUCCAACGCGACAUUAUCUUGCAAUACACGCGACGCGUUCUGCUUCACGACCCCAUUCUUGUAUUGAAGGCAGACAAAAAAGUAUCAUUCAACGAUCUGUUCCUCGAUCCCAAUUUCACAGCUGAGGAUUUCAAACGGGUUGAACGGGGUCAGAUGAAGGCGCUGAUGGAAGGUAUGAUCUGGUGGAGGGAUGCGACUUUGGAAGCUCUCUCGCUCUGGCCAAAGAACUCAAAAGAGCAGAUUAGGACCACAGCCAACGUUGGCAAACUCGGUGAGCGGUUUCUGGUAUAUCACAUGUUGGGGGCAGAUGAUUCAUCCCAAAACCCAGAUGAUCGCUUCAAAUUAGUUGGGGGCUGGGUAUUCAAGACUCGACAUACUCGCAAGAUAACUAAUGAGGCCUGGUGGGUGAGUGACCUCACAGUCUUUGUCUCUUCGAUGAAUUGUUAA